AUGAAAAAGAGAAGAGAGAGAAAUAUAGGAGAAUCAUAUCUAAACUAUUCAGAGAUAGUUCUCUUAUCUAAUAAUCACAACCCGAGUCGAAUCGAUAGCACUGACGAAGCUUACCUUGUAAAGCUGCUCCGUAACAGCAGCGCCGAUUACGCCGGUGUAAAAGGCGGCGACAUAGAUAGUAAACCAAGCCUUGAAGGUUUUGGGUCGACGGAAGUUUCAGUUGGUCCAUACUGUACAGUUGGCUCUUCAGUGAAGGUCGGCAAUGGCUGCGAACUCUAUCCUUCGAGUCAUAUCUUUGGAAACACUGAGCUGGGUGAAUCUUGUGUUCUCAUGACUGGUGCUGUUGUUGUUGGCGAUGAGCUUCCUGGUUAUACAGUCAUAGGAGGCAAUAACAUUAUCGGUCACCACGCUGUGGUUGGUGUUAAAUGCCAACACUUGAAGUACAAGGUGUCAUCAACGUCUAGUGAAACGAUUGGAGACCACAACAUAUUUGCCAACAAUACGCUUCUUAACGGCCAUGUGAUUGUGCAAGACUAUACACAUACAGCAGGAGCCACGGUCAUCCACCAGUUCUGUCAUAUUGGCCCUUAUGCUUUCAUUGGCGGUGGUUCUGUGAUUUCACAAGAUGUUCCAAAGUACAUGAUGGUGACUGGGGAAAGAGCUAAACUUCGCGGUUUGAUUCUUGAGGGACUUAGACGUAAUGGAUUUACCAUGUCAGAGAUGAAGAGCCUGAGAGCAGCCUAUCGAAAAAUAUUCAUGUCUACUGAAACAGUCCUUAAGUCUUGAAGUACGUCUCACAAAGAUGGAACAUAACCAAGAGCUGUGCCGUGUUCCUGCGGUUGGCGUGAGAUAUGCAAGUUCAGACUGUGGCUCGAUUCUUGAGUUUCACAGAUUGGAA
Brassica oleracea var. oleracea is the source of this 898-nucleotide messenger RNA. Its product is annotated as probable acyl-[acyl-carrier-protein]--UDP-N-acetylglucosamine O-acyltransferase, mitochondrial. The coding region runs from base 1 to 786 and encodes 261 amino acids. Gene Ontology annotation, molecular function: acyl-[acyl-carrier-protein]-UDP-N-acetylglucosamine O-acyltransferase activity. Gene Ontology annotation, biological process: lipid biosynthetic process. NCBI's taxonomy places the organism in Eukaryota, Viridiplantae, Streptophyta, Magnoliopsida, Brassicales, Brassicaceae. The transcript is spliced from 10 exons. The record is from RefSeq and is a predicted model, not a curated record.